Carassius auratus (goldfish) is the source of this 2399-nucleotide messenger RNA. Its product is annotated as E3 ubiquitin-protein ligase RFWD3-like. The transcript is spliced from 13 exons. Gene Ontology annotation, molecular function: protein binding; ubiquitin-protein transferase activity. Gene Ontology annotation, cellular component: nucleus. Gene Ontology annotation, biological process: protein ubiquitination; interstrand cross-link repair. The record is from RefSeq and is a predicted model, not a curated record. Bases 98 to 2095 code for a protein of 665 amino acids. Lineage: Eukaryota; Metazoa; Chordata; Actinopteri; Cypriniformes; Cyprinidae.
GCGAAACGAGCAGAGUGGGCGGAGCAUCACGUUGGCGGUUGUGUUUGCAGCAGCAGUAGAUUCUGCUCAAAUUCGAUCUCAAAUAACGCAUUUGAAGAUGGAGAAUAUGGAGGUGGAAGUGGCUCCAGCAUCCAGCGAGGCCGGUGUGAUCGUAGUCUCUGAAUCUGACAGCAACACGGAGGAAGAGGAUGUUCCCUUACAGGAUCAAGGCCCAUCGGAGCGACCCAGACUUUCAGCCCGUCGGGCGAUCCGGAGGAGAAAUAUAACUGGGUCACAUUCGCAGGUCUCCUCACGUGGAGAGAGGAUGCGCAGACUCCGGGAGAUCAUCGCACAGAAUCUGGUGGAGCGGCUGAGCAGCUCCCAGGACACACGGCGCUCCGCUCCUCACACAGAUCCACCAGCGCUGGAUCCUGAACACAGCUCCAUCCGCACCGCUCCUGCUCCUGCUCCUGCUCCUGCUGCUGCUGCGAAUGUGACCACGUCUGAUGAGUCCAGCGCUACAGGGUCCAGUGUUUCUACAGCGGCUGAAGGGACGAGAGCAUCUGCUCAACUACAAGAGACUGAGCCGGUCUCUGAGUCGCAGGGUCCCGUCACAGCUGCUGCGAGUCCCGCUGGAAAGACCGAAGCAGAUGAUGCUGAUGGAGAGACCUGCUCCAUCUGUUUCGAGCCCUGGACCACGGCAGGGGACCACCGCCUGGCCGCUCUCCGCUGCGGUCACCUCUUCGGCUUCAUCUGUAUCUCCCGCUGGUUGAUGAGUGGAGGAAAUAAAUGUCCACAGUGCAAUAAACCAGCCAAACGUGGUCAUAUCAUCUUUCUUUAUGCACGGAAACUGAAAGCCCUGGACAACGCAGAGGAAGUGCGACUGAAGAGUCGUCUGGAGCUGGAGCAGGGCUCACGGAGGAUGGAGCAGCUGGAGGUGGCUCAGUGUCGUCAGCAGAUGCAGCUCCUGGCCGACGAGAACGUGCGGCUGCGCAAAGAGCUCGAGGAGUUGAGGAGGUGGAGAGCUCAGGCGGCGUUCGGCUCCUCUCAGGGAGCGUCUCAGAGGCAGGACUCGUCCGGCGCGGGACACUACGUCUUCUCUAAGGCUGUGCUGGUGUCUCAGACGGGGGGCAGUAGGGUUCUGUCCUACUGUGAGCCUCUCGGCUGUCUGCUGGCGUCUCAGCCUUCUCCACAAGCAACCUUGGUGCCAGGCUUCGGUGUGAAGAAGAUCAGCACUGCGACCCUCAAACCGAGUCAGUAUGUUCCCAUCCACUCCAAACAGAUCCGAGGUCUGUGCUUCAGCCGACACCAGGACAGUCUUCUUCUGUCCGCGGCCCUCGACAACACUCUCAAACUCACCAGCCUGAUGACGAACACGGUGGUUCAGGCCUACAACACGGGCAGACCUGUGUGGAGCUGCUGCUGGUGCCACGAUAACAACAACUACAUUUACGCCGGUCUCUCCAGCGGCUCUGUGCUGGUGUACGACACGCGGGACACUAGCACUCACGUUCAGGAGCUGGCCCCGCUGCGCUCCAGCUGUCCAGUGGUGUCUCUGUCCUACAUCCCGCGCGCCGCCUCCAGCAUGUUCCCCUGUGGCGGCCUGAUCGCAGGCACGCUGGAGGGCGGAUGUUUCUGGGAGCACGUGGAGGGAACCACCUACACGCCCCACAUCCUUCCUCUAGAGUCCGGCAGCUGCACAGACAUACAGGUGGAGCCGGACAGCAGACACUGCCUCGUCACCUACAGACCAGGUCGCUCAAACCCGUCACUGCGUUGUGUGUUAAUGGAGCUCAGCCGGACGCCUCAGACAGACAUCAGCCAGACGCCCGUCUGCUCCUGCUCUCCGGUCCAGACCUUCACCGCUGGAUCCUCCUGCAAGCUUCUCACCAAGAACGCCGUGUUCAAGAGUCCGGCCGGAGACGGAGCCACGCUGGUGUGUGCUGGGGACGAGGCCACCAACUCCACCAUGGUCUGGGACGCCGGCACUGGUGCUCUGCUCCAGAAGAUGCCUGCAGAUCUCCCCGUGCUGGACAUCUGUCCGUUUGGGGCCAACCAGAGCAGUUUCCUGGCCUCUCUGACCGAGAAGAUGCUCAAGGUUUAUAAAUGGGAGUGAGACUGAGAGGAACAUUCGAACUGAAAUCUGAAGAAGCCUUUUUCAUAACCAAAUACUGCUGGACGGGGACGCCGGGGGACAUUGCUGUCCUUUUACUUUGUGCUUUGUUUCUCUGUUUUUUCUUUUUGUUUGUUUAAAAUCUAAAUCUUUUUUUUUAUUUUCUGUUCAUUAUAAAUUGUUUUCUGUUUCUGACCUUAAAAUCAGGGCUUUAUUAAUGUCUUAGUUGAGCGUGAUCAGUGUUCACUGGUUUCUUUGUAUAUAUGUAAGUGUUUUUUUAAUAAAACAAUAAUUGCCUACAUUGACA